Molecule: messenger RNA, 2740 nt
Organism: Juglans microcarpa x Juglans regia
Lineage: Eukaryota; Viridiplantae; Streptophyta; Magnoliopsida; Fagales; Juglandaceae
Product: probable xyloglucan glycosyltransferase 6
Cellular component (GO): Golgi apparatus
Molecular function (GO): glycosyltransferase activity
Source: RefSeq, a predicted model, not a curated record
CAAACAGCAGACAGAGAGAGAGAGAGAGAGAGAGAGCAAACCCCCGCUAAACUUGGUGUGCGCUGUUUCUAAAUAUAGCUUUGAGCUGAGGCUGAGCCCCGCCUGAUGAGAGCCCCUCGUCUUCCUCCUCUGGAUCACUCACAGAUUCCUCACAUUCACUAAGCAAAUCACUUCUGACGUAGAUCCAUCUUCCAGAUAUUCCUACCCCAUACAUUCUGUUAGUGUUGGAUUUAUACAGACUCGUAUGUCUCGAGCUCCGAACUACGAGUUCCAGGAAUGGUGGAACAAGCAGAGAGACAAGGACCUGGAGCUCCUUCCCCAACCUUCCUCUGACAUUCCUCUUAAUUCCACUUCUUUUCUUUCCGUCCAGAUCAGCUCCGAUCCGACGGUCGACAAGGGCCGCGCUCGUAGCGCUCGCCAGCUUUCCUGGCUCUGCCUCUUGAGGUUCCAGCAUAUCGCCGCCUCCAUCGCCUCCCUCACCACCGCCUUCCUUUCCCUUAUCCGUACUGCCAACCGUCGGAUCUCCUCCCGGACUCUGCCGCACUCGUCCUCCUCGCGUCUCUACCGCGCGAUCAAGGCGUUCUUGGUCGUGGUUCUGCUCUUGUUGUCCAUCGAACUCGUCGCUUACUUCAAAGGAUGGCAUUUCAGGCCGCCCGUGGCGUCCGCCACCGAGGUGUUGGGAAUGGUAGGGUUCGUGUACGCCAAUUGGCUGGACAUUCGCGCCAAUUACUUGGCUCCGCCGCUGCAGAGCUUAACCAAUGUAUGCAUCGUGCUGUUUCUGAUUCAGUCGGUGGACCGCAUCGCCUUGAUUCUCGGAUGUUUCUGGAUCAAAUUCCGGAGAUUGAAGCCCGUGGCACUGAUGGAAUAUGCCGCUGAUGCGGAGAAUGCAAAUGCCGAUUAUUAUCCGAUGGUAUUGGUGCAAAUCCCAAUGUGCAAUGAGAGGGAGGUUUACCAACAAUCUAUUGCAGCAGUUUGUAUCCAGGACUGGCCAAAGGAGAGAAUGCUUGUACAGGUUUUAGAUGAUUCUGAUGACUUAGAUGUGCAACUCCUUAUCAAGGCAGAAGUACAGAAAUGGCAACAAAGGGGUGUUCGCAUAUUAUAUAGACAUCGUCUGAUUCGCACUGGCUAUAAGGCUGGGAAUCUCAAAUCUGCAAUGAGCUGUGAUUAUGUAAAAGAUUAUGAGUUUGUGGCAAUCUUUGAUGCAGAUUUUCAACCAGGACCCGACUUCUUGAAGAAAACCAUUCCUUAUUUUAAGGGGAAUGAUGAUCUGGCAUUGGUCCAGACAAGGUGGUCAUUUGUGAACAAGGAUGAGAACUUGCUUACAAGAUUGCAGAACAUAAACUUAUCAUUUCACUUUGAGGUUGAACAACAGGUCAAUGGCAUGUUUAUAAACUUCUUUGGGUUUAAUGGAACUGCUGGUGUUUGGAGAAUUAAAGCUCUUGAAGAAUGUGGUGGCUGGUUGGAACGAACAACUGUUGAGGACAUGGACAUUGCUGUUCGUGCUCAUCUUUGUGGUUGGAAAUUCAUAUAUCUGAAUGAUGUUAAGUGCCUUUGUGAGCUCCCAGAAUCCUAUGAAGCAUAUAAGAAACAGCAACAUCGAUGGCAUUCAGGUCCAAUGCAGCUGUUCCGUUUGUGCUUUGUUGACAUACUCCGCUCAAAGGUGAGUUUGGCCAAGAAAGCCAAUUUGAUAUUUCUUUUCUUCCUCCUACGGAAGCUUAUCCUGCCAUUUUAUUCAUUCACUCUCUUCUGCAUCAUUCUUCCCAUGACAAUGUUCAUGCCAGAAGCUCAUCUACCAGCUUGGGUUGUUUGUUAUGUUCCCGGAAUCAUGUCUAUCUUAAACAUCCUUCCUGCACCACGGUCAUUCCCAUUUAUAGUUCCUUACCUGCUUUUUGAGAACACAAUGUCCGUGACCAAGUUUAAUGCCAUGAUAUCUGGAUUGUUUCGGUUUGGUAGUUCUUAUGAGUGGAUAGUGACAAAGAAAUUGGGAAGAUCAUCAGAGACAGACCUAGUUGCCUUUGAGAAGGAAUCUGAUCCACUAAUGGAAAAUAUCAGUCUUCCCAGGUCGUCCUCGGAUUCAGGCCUGGAAGAGCUGAACAAACUAGAGAUGUCAAAGAAAACUGGGAAAAGUAGAAGAAACCGUUUGUAUAGGAAGGAACUGGCACUCGCAUUCAUUUUGUUAACUGCCUCGGUGAGAAGCUUGUUGUCUGCCCAAGGAAUUCAUUUCUAUUUUCUAUUAUUCCAAGGAUUCAGUUUCUUAGUUGUUGGUCUGGACCUGAUAGGAGAGCAGGUGAGUUGACCUGUAGGGUUUUUUUUUUUUAGCAAUCUUGGAAAAUGAUUUCCCAGGAUUUGAACUGGGGAUUUAGUUCACCCUUAGUGGAGCCGAUGUGCCGACCAAGCAUUAGCAGUUCAUACCUGCUAUCUGGGGUUUUGCAGAUACGAAUUGAAGCGAUUUCAUCAUGCUUGGCACAUAUUUGUAGUCUUUACAUUUAUCAGUUGUGUAAAGGGAUAUUGUAUCAUUGUUGUUGCCUUUGUGGCAUUCCUCAACGUAAAGUUGUACUAAGGUUUUAAAGGGAUAUGACCCUCAAAAUAGUGCAGGGGCAAGAAUUCUUAAUUCCAACCUGUUUGGAAUGGCUACCGUGUAAGUCAGGAAUUGUUAAGAGUAUAUUACAUUCUUUAUGUUGUGUUAUCUUCGGAUUGUGUAAGAUCAGAUAUAUUUUAAUCACAUUUCGUUGGAAUGAAA